AUGGAAUACCAGAACAAACAAGAAACUACUGAUUCUAGUAUUAGAAACUGGCCAAUCAAGACUAAUGUAAGAAAUUCUGGUGAUUAUGAAAAUGAGAAUUAUUCUCCGGCAUUUACACAGCCAGAUUUUACUAUAAAAGGUGGUCCUAGUAUUCGUCAAUAUUUAGUAUUAAACGACAAACGACAUAUUUUAACAAGAGACACAGAUGACUGUGUUGCAUUGUGGGAUGUCUUGACUGCCAGAAAAGUAGAAGAUCAAGGUAAUGUAGAUUUUGAUCUGGAAAUCAAGAAACAAUUCAAAAUGGUUUUCGUUCCAAACUGGUUCUCUGUUGAUCUAAAAACUGGGUUGUUAACAAUACAUCUAGAGGAAUCUGAUUGUUUUGCUGCAUGGAUGUCUAUUAGAGAAUUAGGUUUACCUAGUCCAGCUGACGCACCAGAAACUAAAAUUAAUAUAGGAUCAGCGUUACUACAAGCUUUAUUAGAACAUUGGCCUAAAGCUCAAUUAGAAGAUAUACCAGAUGGUAGUAAUGGUACAGAGAAAGGUAGUACAUCAUAUUUUACAGUACCUGGCCACACACCUGUUAUAUUCAGUGAAGUUGGUGGUCGAACAUUAUUUCGUUUAUUAUGUCGAGAUGCCAGUGGUGAUACAGAACAAAUGUUAUUAAAUGAAACAGUGCCAUCAUGGGUAGUUGAAGUUGUUGUAAAUAGAAAUAUGCCAAAGUUUAAUAAAAUCCCAUUUUUCCUUCAACCUCAUCCAAUUACAGGGAUUAAACCUAUAAAAAAAGAUCGACUAUCAGCUAGUGAUAUGAUACAGGUUAGAAAGGUCAUAGAACAUGUGUAUGAAAAGGUUCUGGGUCAAGGGUCAGAUUCAGGGUCACAAACAGCCAAUAGUAAUGGUCAAGACAAAGAUGAAGAUCUUACAACAGUUGCUGAAGAGAGGGUAGAAUUGUUUUGUAAUGACCAAAUCUUGGAUCCCAACAUGGACUUACGAACUGUGAAACAUUUUAUUUGGAAACAGUCAGGGGACUUAACUCUACAUUAUCGUCCACUAGCAAAGAAAGACUAUCAUAGUUACGUGAAUAUUCCUCACUAAUACUAAUGGAUGAAACUUGAAUAUAUAAACUAAAUCAAAUUUUCCCUUUUCAAAAUAAAAUCAUGCACUGGCAUAAUAUUUUCAGGGGUGCACAAACAUAUUUUCCCAGGGAGUUUGUGCGCCAUUAAAAAAAUCAGCCCACUUAACAUUAGGAAAUCAGUUAUUACCCCGAAGAUGGGUCGAAAUGUAGUUAUCAUUAUGUGUGGUUUAAUGGUCAAGAGUGUGACAUCAAGUAAUAUAAUGAAACAACACGAUGUCUUAAGCUUGAGACCAUUAAACAACUUAAAAUACAGACACUAGCACGUGCUGUGCAAUGCAAUAAACAAAGUACGUCACACGGGUCCAAAAUUGUAACUAGUAUAAAUAAUGUAUGCUUGGCACAUUGCCAGUACCAUUAUUUGAAAUAAUGGUAUGCAACAUCAAAGGAUGACGUCACAUCUGUAUUUUAAGUAAUUUUAAAAUGACUCAGUUGAAUAUUUAUUUGUAGGCCUCAUUUUGGUUUGAUUGAAUAUGUAAGAAACUCUGGCAAACCGUCUGAUUUUCAAAAAAAAACCCGACCCAUUUGCCUAUCUGGACUCAGCUCAUGGGGGGUGCCAUGUUGUGCGCCCCUGAAUAUUUAAAGGGACUAUCCCGAUUUGAACAGAGUCUCAAAAAUAAGUCUGAGUUCGUAAGAAAUUUAAGCGCCAAAAUAUAGAGGAUUGGUGUAUUUACCCUGCCUCAAAAUUUCUGCUCAAAAUAUUGAGUUGUUUGGACGGGAACGUAAAAACUGCUUAUUGAAUUAGUUGAUCGGCCCUUAGGUACGGGAUAUUAAGGAGUUUUAACACAAAAUUAAGCAGUUUUAUUCUCCAAAAUAUUAUCGGGAUUGGCCCUUUAACCCAUUAGCACCAGGUAUUUGUAAAUAUUGACUACCCCAUUUUCUUUUAAAGAAACAUGACCCCUUUUGCAUUUUCGGAUUAGAUGGAAACUUCUGGUAGUAUUACCUAGACUGCUUUAGCCUGCCAGAAUCAUAGAACUAGUGUAUGGAGGUUUUAGAGGAAGCAGAAGUUUCAAGUGGUCCAGGUGUUAAACAUCCUCUUUAUCCCCAGUGGUAUCGUUCCUUUCUACUCCACUAAUCCCUGGAUCCAUUCCAGGGGCUGAGUGAGAGGGGUGCAAUGAUGAGCUUUGCAUCAUGGUUUUGAGUUUUUGCACACCCUCGAGUUUUUGCACACCCUCGUAAAUGGUAAAAAAAUCAUGCGGUUUCAAUGUGGUUUUCAACAUUGUAAUCAUAAUGCUCAACCAGUGUCAAACAUAUACCAUGGGUCAGAUAUGCUACAAAUCAACUCUAGCAUGUUCCACACAACCCAAUAUUACUCGGCGUUACUGUGAGGAAUCGACUCCCCCCUCCCCGGCAUAUACAUAUAAAUAUUUCACCACACCCCUGGUUCAUUUGCGGGGGGGGGGGGGGACACGUAGUCAAUAUAUUGUCCUCCGAGAAGAACAAGUCUCUAACUCACGAGGAGUUGUCUGCCCGGCAAUAUUAACCAGUUUUCAAUACUGAAAUAUUUCUGGGAUUUCUCCUUUAAAGGAGCUAAAUCGCUAACAUUUGGGAUCUAGAAAUUGGGUCGCAACGCAUAUAAUACUGUAAUAUGAAUGUAUAUAAACUGAUUUACAUUCAAUGGUUUCCGUUUUUACUCCAAUUUCAAAUCAGUUAUUUUUGGCGAAAUAAGCCAGCAGUCUCAAGCGAGUGCAAAUUUCUAGCGUCUGGUUAUUCCAGUCUACAUACGCCGUUUGAUUUGGUGCAAUGUGUCUAGCCUCGUCCCUCGAGUCUCUUGAUACAACUGGGGCUGAAGCGCAUUAUGGUACACGAUUCGUGUAGCAAUGGUAAAAUGAUUAUUUUGUCUUAAAUAUUGGAUAUCAAAAGCCCAUCUUUUUUCCGGUAAGAUCACAACAUGAAUGUUGAUUUAAUUUGACAAAUAAAUCAUGUUUUCAAUGUUGAAGAUUUUGGAUGAUAUUGAGUUAGAGACUUAGCUCCUUUAAAUAAAAUUAUAAAAUGAUAAAAGAUAAGUUUUAUUUUUGAUAUGUGUAGUGAGCAGUGAUGGGAUUUCAAAAUCUUAGUUGUCGGACAUUUUACCGAAAAUAAAGGGGCGUAACCAUUAUCAUUAUUUAAGUAGACAAGUUCAUACCACAAUUAAAAAUCGCAUGUUGACAAGAUAUUCAAAUCCAGUACGUAUUAUUCAAAUCCAGUAUGUAUUAAAAAUAGGUGAACCUCGCUAUUUUUCAUAUUUAAUUCCCGUACAAUAUGUAUGAUAAUACUACAGUGCUAAUAUUUAUACUUUUUAUGUUUUAUUCUUCAUGUCACCUCAUCAUUGUAGUUACACGGUUAGAUUUAUUUCAUAAGGCCAACUUCAAGUUUGGUCAAGGGUCACGAGAUGUAAACAGGGCUAGCACUAAUCUCAAUCCUAACCCUAACCCUGGAUCUAGCCCUAACAGUUACCCUCUAACUCUACAAUCUCCCCAACAAUCACAUGCCCUAACCUUAUUUAUAUCUCAGCGGCCUUGACGAAAUCUUGAGUUGGCCUUAACAAAUAGAUCUAGCUGUAGUUAGACCUAUUUAUAUUUAUCAUCAGCACGUAGUAGGUCAGUUUUUUUGCUGAGAAAGUACACUUUUUAUAGAAAUUCUUCAUUGUGCUGCAAUACUUGAGCAAUAAGUGCACUGAACUAGAAUGUCACGGGUUUGAAUUCCAUCAUGGUCCGAGAAAAACCUGUGUAGUUGUUCAGGUUGAUAGGAUCGGUGACUUCGUGAACAGGAUGCUCUCUUGAUCCCUGCUUUGGUGGAGAAAGUGGUUCCCUCUUGUCAGUGGUGUAGCAUGGAGAGUAUGGCAAGGCACUUUGUAUAGUCAUUCAGUAGGACAAAAAAAAAACCGAAAUCCUGUGUACACAUUGGAGUGCACAUAAAAGAACCCUUGACAGUUGGCCAUACCGACAUUGUGCAGGCAAAAUACCUUGGUGCAGAAAAGUAGGAUGUUAAAUCCCAUUUCAUUUCAUUUUUGUGCUAUUUAAUUCAUUCACUAUUGAAAUCAAUAUGUCAGAUUUGAUUUAAUUAAUUUCUGGUUUAUGUGUGUUUCUUCCAAAUUAAUAUUCACUUAAAAUAUUUAUUUUUAAUAGGGAAAACCCCAUAAAAAUGUAUUUUAUACAAUGAUGGAUAAAUAUUGUAAUUGCAUACAAUGGACUCUGUAUAUUGUAUACAGUGCUGAAUGGCCGCCAUAUUCAGAAAUUAAUAUACUAUUUCGUAAUAUUUCUUGUAUACUAUAGUUUUUAAGAUGUCUUUUUCAUUGACAAAUACUUUAUAGGUAAGAGCUAGUCAGAUAGAAGUUUCAAGUCUUAUUGCAUAGAAAGAUAAAUCACUAACCAAAAAAUGCUUCAAUCCCGUUUGGUAUAUUUACAAAGAUAUGUUGAAUUGAAAUUUUAACGGUCUAUACUGCUCGCUAUGUAAUAAGCCUGCAGCCAUUUUGUUGUGGGCGAACAGAAUUGAUAGGCUGGUUUCAAAUUCAAUUUAAUCCAAGCCAGGAGGUGAGAAAUUUGAUAUUGUAGCAAAAAGUGCAAAGGACACAUCAUUCCAAGAUUCAUGGCCCUGGAUCACUAGAAAUGUAUUUGAAGCAUUUUGAUUUUAUUCAUAAUAACACAACUUUAUGAAUUUACUACUUCUUGCUUUAUUAAUUGCAACGUUGAUAAAGAUACCUGUAAGAAUAUUGAAACGUUGCAUGUAAUAAACCAAGAAGUAGUAAAUCCAUAAAGUUGUGUUAUUGUGAAUAUUAUACCUCUACUUCUAAAUGUCAUUCAAGGAUAUUAGCAUUUUGAUUUGUUGAUUGACCUCAUAUUUAUUGCAUAGAUUGCAAGUUUCUCAGUUGGUACCACACUGAUGUACGAUUUAGCCUGCCAGCAGUAAUCAUUAUGUUAAUGUGAACUCUAUAAUAAUAUCGUCAUUUAUAGACUAUAAGAAGUCUAGGGUGGCUCAGUAAUUUAUAGACUAUAGGAAGUCUAGGGUGGCUCAGUAAUUUAUAGGCUAUAGGAUGCCUCAGUAAUUUAUAGACUAUAGGAAGCCUAAGGUGGCUCAGUAAUUUUGAAACAGCAUCCCUGUAAUAUUUAUAAGCACAUGGUCUUUUUGCCUAUCAAGUUACUGGUAUAUUAUCUUAUGAUUUUACAUCAAUCUGAUUAAAAUCCAGAUCUAUAUUUUUUUUUUUUUAUACUUUUGAUGGCCUACACUACAUAAAGAUCUGACAAGUUGUAUUGGGAGGUCAUGUUAGGUGUCGUACGUGCGGCUUUUGACCCCAUGAUGUCAGACAUCGAUUAAUCAAUCAGCGUUGACGUUUGUUGUGGUUUACCCACAGUUUUGUGCAUGGCACACCAAGAAGUCGCCGUAACAGACCGUUUCAUUGGCUAAUCCCUCACCUCAUCCAGAACACGUCAAUGAUAAAAACUCUUUCAGAUCCUAGUGUAGUAAAGACAAGUAAAAUGAAAUUUGGAACUAUAAAAAACCAAACGAAAUAGGAUCUUUGUUUUAAUCAGAAUGAUUUUACCUAUAAUAUAUUGAUUUACUUCAUUCUCAUUUAGUAAUUGAACUGGAAUAUACAGGUCACAUUUCUAUGGAAUAUAAUUACUGCUUAUAACUGAACAAUGUUUCAACUAGUCUUCUCUAGUCAUUUAUCAAGUAAUUACGUCACUCAGAAGCAGUAAUUGUAUCGGCCGCUUGUCCAGAGGGGGUGGGGGCAGUUAUUAUCAAGCAAUUACGUUGCUCAGGCGCUUGUCCGAGGGUAUCCAGACCCCCUUCCAUUGCUGGAACAGAGAAUAUUUUUUCUCUCCUAUAUUCAUGGAAAUAACGGCGUUUUGGCUCCCUCCACUGUAAUCUUAUACAUGUAUCAACCUAAAUGGGCAGAAAUAUUGUCUCAGAGCUUCUAAUUUUAUCAAAUUCAUGGGUAGUGCCUCCCAACCUUACGCCAUAUUGGACAUUCUCCCACCUUGGACCCCCACCCCGCUGCUCAAAUUUCUGGAUAUGCCCCGGUUUAUUCCAUAGAAUUGUGACCUAUGUAUAAUAUUUUGGCUGAAGAAGUUUAUUCCAUAUCCCAGUUUCAAUUAUGAACCAUGAUCAUCAUAUUGUAUACAUAAGCACAUGUUGUGUUAUCCCUAUCAAGUUGUCUUGUGAUUUUAUAUAUACUGUGUAUAAUAUAUAUACUGUGUAUAAUAUAUAUGUAUAUGUGAUGUAAAUAAACAAUAAGUGUUAUAUAUAGCUAUAUUAUAUAGGUAAUCAUGUCACUGGCAGAAACAGGUGCCUUUCCCCCCUCAAUAGAGAGCGAGAGAGAGAACUGGGGUUCAAUGACCACUUGAUACAAAUCAGGUCAUUUCAAUUUUAUUUCAAUAAUUUGUUUGCGCUGAGGGGUCUUUAGCAGUGAGAGGACCCGGAGAAAACCCAUGAGGUACAAUCGAAGAAUCCCCCCCCCCCCCCAUCCCUAAAUAACAGGUUAAAAAUUGUUUAAAUUUGAGCGGUUUGUUCAUUCACUAUACUGCAGUAUUAUUAGUUACUUUAGGAACGGUCUCUGAUAAACGCUGUCCUCGGAUUGUUCCUGUUCAUCCUUAUUGAGAUGCAAUAUGAAAAUACCACUUUUCCCCACCUCAGUUCUAUGUUUCACUGUAUUUUUUUUUUCUCCAAAAGGAAUCAUUUCUUGCCACAUCUAACACAGAAUUUAUAAUAAUUUUCAAGAAAUUUUUUUUCUUAGAACAGAGGAAGGGGGGUAGAGCAGUAUUUUCAUAUUGCAGCUGAAUAGGGAUGAACAGGAAUGGUCAGAGGACAUUGGUUGAUCAGAGACUGUUUGUAAAGAAACUACAGUAUUGUUGUUGCUGAUAAAAUUAAACGUUGUAUUUGGGUCCAGAUAUGUGCAGCAAAUAAAUCACCAUUGACAACCUGAUUUUUCAAAAUUUUCUCUGGAGGAAUACCUGUAAGCCCCCUCCACCUGUGUCCGCCCUUUUCCUGCUUCUGCCACUUGAUGCACCAUGUAUUUACCUUAUUUAUGUAUAUAAUUGUCAGUUACCAUGGUAAUAUCAACAUUGAAUAAAUUCACUGUUAACCCUUA
Patella vulgata (common limpet) is the source of this 7196-nucleotide messenger RNA. RefSeq names its product WD repeat-containing protein 48. Gene Ontology annotation, molecular function: ubiquitin binding. Gene Ontology annotation, biological process: double-strand break repair via homologous recombination; protein deubiquitination. The transcript has 12 exons. The record is from RefSeq and is a predicted model, not a curated record. Lineage: Eukaryota; Metazoa; Mollusca; Gastropoda; Patellidae. The coding region runs from base 1 to 1092 and encodes 363 amino acids.